Molecule: messenger RNA, 1228 nt
Organism: Vanessa tameamea
Lineage: Eukaryota; Metazoa; Arthropoda; Insecta; Lepidoptera; Nymphalidae
Product: odorant receptor 46a-like
Exons: 9
Coding region: 1-1179 (392 amino acids)
Biological process (GO): sensory perception of smell; detection of chemical stimulus involved in sensory perception of smell
Cellular component (GO): plasma membrane
Molecular function (GO): olfactory receptor activity; odorant binding
Source: RefSeq, a predicted model, not a curated record
AUGGAAACAAAACUAUCUUAUAACAGCGUAUCGCCGCAUUUACUGCGUUUACGCUUUGGUGGUUAUUAUCAAAUUGAUCCAAGGUCGCCGAAAUUACGAAAAAUGCUACAUACUAUUUAUAUGCGCAUUAGUCUUGCAUGGAUAUUAGUUUAUACAAUACUACAAGCGAUUAAAGUAUAUGAGGUGAGAGAAGAAAUUGAUAAAGUUAUGGCAACACUGUUUUUAUUUCUGACUCACACCGAUUCAAUCUAUAAGCAAGUUGUUUUAACGAUAAGGUCAGACGAGAUUGAGGAGUUGUUGGAUAUAAUGAGAGGUUCCCUUUACAAUCAAGAUAAUCCUGAUCACAAAUCAUUUUUAUUGGAGGUAGCUCGAUACAGUGUCCUUAUACUACAUCUAGACAACAUAUUGGCGUUAUUUACUUGUUUUCUUUGGGUGGUUUUGCCGUUCGUACUACACUUACAAGGAAAGCUCGUAGAAUUUGCUGUUUGGUUACCUUUUGAUGUGAAUAUGGAUCCAGUAUUUUAUUUCACAGCUUUAUAUGUGUGGGUGACAACAUCAUGGCUUGCAUUUUGUAAUACAAGUAUGGAUGUUAUGGUUUCAUUUCUUUUAGCACAAUGUAAAACACAACUUUCCAUAGUAAGACAUGAUCUCGAAAAUUUAAUGCAAACAAGCAAAGAAGAAAGUUCAUCAACUGGAGAAUCUUACCCAGAUGUUAUAAACAGAAGAUUUAAUAAAAUAUUACAACAUCAUGUACAAAUUAUUUAUUUUGCCAAAAAAGUCGAGCAUAUAUUUGGCAAUGCGGUGGCUUACCAGUUUCUAGCAAGCGGGUGGAUUAUUUGUACAUCAGUGUACAGAAUGGUCGAAAUGAAUCCGGCAUCUAUUCAAUUUUUAUCGAUGGUAUUAUACAUUUUUUGUAUGCUUCUUCAAAUAUUCAUGUACUGCUACUAUGGUAAUGAAGUUACUCAUGAGAGUAAAAAGCUUAUGCAAUCUGCUUAUUUUAUGGACUGGCUGAAUGCAAAUGUUAAACAUCGACGUCAUCUUAUUUUUUUCAUGGAAAGAGUAAAGUGUCCCAUACUACCUUUAGCAGGAGUUAUCAUUCCACUUUCAAAUGAAACAUUUGUUUCGAUAGUGAAAAGUUCUUACACAUUCUACGCUCUUUUGAAGAAUAAUAACUUAUAGAUUUCACUGACAUUUACCUAUUUAUAUAAUUAAUUGAUAUAUAGGUUUU